AUGGUGUGGCAUCGGGUAGGGAAUGUUCCCCCAGAGAACGGCAGGCUGCAUGCAGAAGUAGAGGGGCGGAAGAUCUCGGUGAUAUCACACAGAAGCAAGCUGUACUGCUUGGACAGCCUCUGCUUCCACGGUGGAGGACCGCUGGGCAUGGGACCCAUAGAGGACAUCGAAGGGAUCUCUUGCCUCAACUGCCCAUGGCACAACUACAAGGUCACGAUCGAGAAGGGGGAGAAGCUCUAUCAGAGCACGACUCUCGACCCCGUCACCAAGAAACUGAAUCCUGCGGGCUGGAAGAGCGUCGGCCAGCGGCAGCGGACGCACAGGGUGGAAGCGAGAGCUGAUGGGGUAUAUGUGAUGCUGGACCUCAAGGGAGCGAUCGAGAGCGACAGUCUUUCCUUCGGAUAA
Messenger RNA from Guillardia theta CCMP2712, 405 nucleotides. RefSeq lists its product as hypothetical. The record is from RefSeq and is a predicted model, not a curated record. The transcript has 8 exons. Lineage: Eukaryota; Cryptophyceae; Pyrenomonadales; Geminigeraceae. The coding region runs from base 1 to 405 and encodes 134 amino acids. Gene Ontology annotation, molecular function: 2 iron, 2 sulfur cluster binding.